Heterocephalus glaber (naked mole-rat) is the source of this 14310-nucleotide messenger RNA. The record is from RefSeq and is a predicted model, not a curated record. NCBI's taxonomy places the organism in Eukaryota, Metazoa, Chordata, Mammalia, Rodentia, Bathyergidae.
UCACAGAGACUUAAAACCAGAGAAUGUAGUCUUCUUUGAAAAACAAGGUCUUGUAAAGUUGACAGACUUUGGUUUCAGCAACAAAUUUCAGCCAGGGAAGAAACUCACCACAAGCUGUGGAUCUCUUGCAUAUUCUGCUCCAGAAAUUCUGCUUGGUGACGAAUAUGAUGCCCCUGCUGUAGUUAACUGGGAAGAGAGAGGAACACACUCAGCCUCAUAAACAGCAUCAGCACGAGCCCCGGAGCUGACACCGUCCUCCUCUGUGGGAGUGAGGCGAGGGCCCACACGUCCCACCUUCGCUGCAUAGUACAGAAACAUCAGAUCGGCGAGCGGGAAAUUGAACUGUCUCCACUUGAAAUUGACAUGUUUAUCUACCUGGAAAAUCUCAAGAAAUCUGCAAAUUUCUAGAACUAAUGAAUUUAGCAAGAUCACAGGAUAUAAAAAAUCAUUGCAAAAUUAAUUACAUCUCUAUAAUGCUAACAGUGAACAGCACAUGGAGACCACAGUAUUGGGGGAUUUAGCUUUGUGGCACCGUGGCUGCCUCGCAAGCUCAGGGUCCUGAGUUCGAUCCCCUGUACCGCCAAAAAACAAAAAAAACCCAACAAAAAAAACAUACCUAAAAAAAAUUAUGCUAAAAGUUACAGAAUGGUAAAGGAAGAACUCAGAGACCUAAACAAAGGGCUAGACAUAUGGUGUUUAUCAAUUGGAAGACAGCACAGUACAGGCAACCUCUGUUUGAGAGGAAGCAGUGCCUGUCCCUGGGGAAGUCUGAGUCUCUGCAUCUGAGCCCCCGGGGCGUGGCCCUCAUGGUGGUCUCCCCACCUCCCUCAGCCCUCACCAGGCUGCCUCCUCGCUGUACCCCUCUCCUGCCCUCGUCCCCUCCUGGAGUCCUGGCACCCACCCGGUGCAUGGCGCGGGGCGCACACCAGACCCCAUCAGCCUUGCUCUGCCCAGGCGGCUCCUGAUUCCUCUUUGGGGGAUCACAGAGGGCCUUGUUUCCCUGAGCAUCAGCUGCCUCCCCGCAGGGACCUCCGAUGUGGAGCCUCAGUCUCGUGUGCCUCAGUCUCUCCGGGUGGGAGGAAGAAUGUCCGAGGUGCUGGCUUGUUUUGGAAAUUUGUCCUCAGGGAAUCUCUGAAAUGUUGGCUGCCGUGGGAAACUGGGAGGAGGGCAGGCCCGCAACCUUUGUGCCUGUCUUUCGCAUGUUGUUUUUAGUUGUAUUUAACUUUCAGCAUGCUCGGUUGUUUAUACUUAGGGAAUAGUUCACUUCUAAAGUAGGGAUUUUCCUUCCUUCUUAAAAAUGCUAGAUUAAAAGAUGAAGUCCUGGUAUUUAUUUGAUUAUGAGUUAGUCUCUCGGAACUUCAGAUGAGUUUUUCCAACCUCUGAGAACAGUAGCUGUUUCAAUACGGAAAUGCACAGGAACUGAACCCACUUUUACUGUCUUUAGUUUGCUGCAUAGAAAAUAUUUGAAAACACUAAAUCUGCUUAGUUGCUUUUUAAAGCUUUUCUGAGAUAAGAAUGUAAGCCUUUUGAAGAUGAAAACAUGAAACAAAAAAUUACACAACAAAAUUUAGCUUCAGAACAAACUGAACUGCAGUAAAUUCGGAGCCCUGUUAGGCAGUGCAUGCGUGUUGCUGGACAGGCUGAGCUGCAGCUGUUGCAGGCAGUGGUUUAGGGCUUGUGAGAAGUGGGCCCUGUGCCCACCCGAUGCACCUGGCUGGCUGGUGGCAGUCAGGGCCUCUUGGGAGACCUGUGCUAGGGGGACGCUGUGUGUGUGUGGCCCUGAGGCUGUCAGAUGCAGGAAGCGGCUUGAGAAGCACCUGCACGUGCUUGUACACAGGGCUGGGGCUGCCACUGUCACGGGGCUCGUGAGGAGCAGUGAUGUGGGGGGCAGAACCAAGUAGAGCAGCCCGGGCUGCUGCCACAGGUCUGUUCCAAACGUGGCCUUCACAGUCAUCAUUUCUUCUUUCCCUCUCUCUGUAGAGCCCUUUUUAUAGAACCCCUUUGACCUUCAGAAAACAUUGAUUUAUCUUAGUCAUAAUUGAUGUAUUAGCCUUUAUAAGGAGCGUGUUUACAAUGGCAUCCAGUGUAAAACACUGCCUAACUUAAUGUUUUACAUUUUUAAUUUAGAGUCAUUUUGAAUUCUGAAACUCAAACUGUAGGAUCUCAGCAUUUGUGGUGCCGUGUGAGGGGAGGAGAUCCAGCCUCGGUGGGUGAGGCGCACUCAGCUUGGGGCCGGACAGCAGCAGCACCACAGGUCGGGUCACUGCAACAGGGGAGAUGGGGUUGCCGUGGGGACCAGAAGCAGUGCGCAGCACUGGGAGGCUGCUUGCCCCGGCUGCCCUUCUGUGUGGACUCGGACGGGCCCGGCCAGGCCUGCCUCCCUUGGGCGGCUUGGUUGUCCUCUGCGAGGGCAAGCACUGGAGAGAGGGCAUCGUGUAUUCUGCUCUCCUCUGAGUCCGGCUGCUCCUCAGCACUGCACUCUUCGUGUCUGCCGAGUGGAUAAGUAGGAUGACCUAAAGAAACAAAAACUUACCAGGUUGAAUUGUGGAUCUUCCAAUUAGUGUUUGCUUAUGCCACAACUCCUUUUCUGAUGACUCCUAGAUGCUUAGAGGAUCGUUUGAGAGCUGUCCUCUGGGUAAUGCAGACAAACCACAUUCAGUGCCCGUUUUGGAGGCAGUUAGUGACUACUGUGAACCUCCCUGGCUCUGUUGUGAGUUCAUGGGCCUACAACUGUUGUGCAGGGAGGAUGUGCACAUAAUCAGCUGUGGAGAAGAAAAUACAGGUGUCUUUGGGUACCUGACUUGUUACUGUUUUGCACAUUAGCUCUUUUAUUUUCCUUAUUGUAUCUAAAAUUUCCUUGCUAUAACUUGGGUAGGAGAUCGUAGUGGGAAGUUUGACUUAGGGUUUAUAGAUGAGGCUGUGUCUGGAAGGAACAUCGAGUCAUUGGGUGCACGGUGUUCUUUUUACUUAUUUUUAUUUAAUUUUUUGUGUGUGCUGCUAGGCAAUCACUCUACCACUGAGCUACACCCCUAGCCCUCUUCUAAAAAGUCAAAUAAGCUCCACUUACAGGUGUUUGCUGUGUUCGGCAUGAUUGUUUUAGAAAUGAAUUCUAUGUUAUUGAUAGAAUUUAUUUGUCUCAACUUUUCACUGACCUAUGGAAGUCCUUGUUAGACUCCUGUUUUGGGAGACCCAGUAGAUGGAAGGAAGCCCUCAGGUGGUGUAACCUAGUGCACAUCCUACGGUGCGGUUUGCGGUCUUGUGCUCAGUGACAGUUACUUCCCAGAGGACAGAACCUGCGUUAGCAAGGUCCUCAGAGAUGCCCGUGUUCAGUAGAACAGCAGUUGGUUGAUACCCAGCAAGGCAGAGCGAGUCUCAGCCAGAUACAAGUUUAUAUUCUUACAUCAGAGUAGCUAUUUUUUUUUUUUUUGGCAGAUUUUUAGGUAUUAUGCAAAACAGCCUCUUUUCUUUGGAGUGUAAGAUAUGUUGCUUGGGCCCUUUUUAAGGAACAUUUAUGUGAUCCAUUGCAAUUCCUGAGGCUGUACUGUCUGAUUCUUGUUUUGUUCUUCAGGAUCUGAAAUUUCAGCUCUUCUAUUCUGGUUGCUCCUGAGGCUUUAAAAACACAGUUUCUGCAAAUUAGUUUGUUUUUAGUUGUUCCAGCAGGACUUUCCGUCUCCUGAAACCCUUUCUAUUCCACUAGGAGGCAGAAAAUUCCCACUGGUUGUAGAUUUGUCUUGUUUUGUACUUGUUCAUCGGUCAGUGUGUGGGUUGGACACCUUGCUGUGUGUCCCAUACAAGGACACCCGUGUUAUCCAGGGAACAGCUUGAUGCAGAUUUCUUGGAUUUAGCCUCCAGCUUCAGUGUCAGAAGGACUUCCUGAGUUAGUAGAGGCAAGAAACAUAGGUGAAGAAUUCUAGUGGCCCCUGCUGUUUCCCUUUGCCUUUUCAGCUGUUAUCAGGGCAGAGGAGAGCAGCUUCUCAUACGGGAAGGAGCCUUUCCACAAUUAUUCUUACGUCACUUUCUGUGAGAUACAUGAGCUGCGGAACCCCCAGCUCUCAGUGGCUCUUAGCGGUUGGAGAACUGUUUCUUGACCACUUUCCUGAGAGCAGUUCUUGAGUUGGCCCAGAUACACACAGCACCAGGAGGCAGCUCGUAAAUUCCUCAGUGGCCGAGAUGGACAAACCACAUGGACUUGGUUCGUAGCAGUCAGGGUCUCACACAGAGCCUUAAUUUUAAAUAGAAUUCCACCAAGGUCAAUAAUUUGUAUUCCCAGCAGUCAUCUAACAGGCACCAGAGGGAGAUGUGGGGACCGGCAUCCAAUAGCAGCAGGAGGAGGGCUGUGAGAGAAUCAGGAAAUCGGAGUUGAGAGCUGGAGUCGGGACGUGUGUCUCGCUGUGCUGCCUGGAGCCCCGGGAUCGAUGCUUUUAAGUCUCCUGGAGGUCAGGUGAGGGGCGCUCACGCUGGAACAGCUGGCGCUGAAGGGACAGGGACACUUCCCCGAGAGCCAAGGUGGAGCUGCCUUCCAAUGAGUUGCGCAGAGGCUGAGGGCUGGCAGUGGUGCUCUGCUGUAGAGCCAGCCCCCUUGGCUGCCGGCCUCAGUCAGCUCCAGCUGCAUCUCAGCACCCGGCACCGUGCCAGGCAGACAGGGCUAAGCACGGUUGUCGAUGUCCACGUAGUACUGUGGGGACUGCCACCCCCCGGGGCCCCCUGGAUCUGAGCUUUUCAGCGGCCUAAGUCCACCUGGGGAAAAUAAUAGGUUCCAGUAAUUUUAAAUUCCUCCAUUAUCAAAGGCAUCAGAAGAAGAGUUAGUAAAUUGACUGGACUAGUUAAAUACUUUAGGAGGGGCCGGGGAUUUAGCUCAGUGGUUCUGCUGCCUGCCUCGCAAGCACAAGGACCCGAGUUUGAUCCCCGGUACCAAAGAAAAAAAGAAAUGCCUGAGGAAGGGACCAGAGACCCCCCCCGCCCCAACAUAUGUCAUGUGUCAGAGUAAACUCCAGGUCCAUUAAGGAUUUGUAUAUAAACAAUUAAGAAAAAGGAUUCAUAGGAUCUUGGCCUCUAAAGAAAUCAUAAGACAAAGGGUGAUAGAUUUUAUCAUGGUUCACCAGCCCGGUACACGUAUUCUCAGAACAAAGAAUGCAGAAUGGGGGAAUAUCUGUAUUACAGUGAUACCCGAAUUGUCGAACACUGCCAAGCUUGACCUUUCCAUUACUCAAACAGCAAAGUUCAAAAAAAAUCUGCUUGGUGUUGGUAACUGCUCAAUAGCCGAACUGAAAAUCUGACUUGAAAAAACCUGUACGGACUGAAAGUGAGUCACACGUCGAGUCUCACUGCAGACAUUAAAUUAAAUUAAUGAAAAGUAAUACUAACAUAAAAAAGGUGAGAUGCUUCAGGGCGGGCGCCGCUGUUGCCUGGACAGCAUCCAGUGCCGUGUCACAGCCUUCGCCCUGGUGCUUUGUUUCUGUUUGCCUAGAAUAUCAUACCACGGCUGCAAAGAAAGUAAAUGAGCCUUGCAGUAAGCUAAGAGGAAACUGUGAGAGCCAUGAUGGAGUUAAAGGAGGAAGUCAUUGCAAAAUUUGUUAAAAUUUGGGCAAAAUGAAUUUGUAAGUGUAAACUUUGGGCCUCGGAACCAAUUAUGUGGUUUUCUACUGUUUCUUAUGGGGAAAACACAGUGUGUGCAGUUCUCAAACUUCCUGGUGUUUGAACACGAAUUUGGCAUGGAGCUCGACAGCCAAGGUUUCGCUGUACAGGGAAGAUUUCUGUUCUUAACGUAGAGACAGUUCUCAGUCUCCCUGUGCACAAAUGAAAAGAUAGUGCAUUAGGUAACUUGGUGCAGAUAGUGGGGGAGGAAGAAAAAGUUUAACCUUAGAUGUAGGGUAUUGAAGACAGUACAAAGCUAGAUUAAAGAUGACAUGAAAUUGGCAAAAGAAAUUUUAAUAGAAUAACAAGUCCUUGCAUAAACCCACACAUACAUGGUCAGUUGAUUUUGAAAAAAGGUGCUAAAGCAAUUUACUGGGGAAAAGAUGUUUUUUUUCAGCUAUGUUGCAGAAACUGUUAAAUGAACCUCGAUCUGUACCUUACCCUGUGUGUGAAAGCUCAACUUGCUUCACAGACCUAGAAGUAGCAUGUGAACCUAAAACUUUUAGAAGAAAACCUAGAUCUUUGUUACCUUAGCAUAGGCAAAGAGAUGUCACAUACAAUUACAAAAGCAUGAUCUGUAAAAGAAAAACUUGAUAAAUUGGAUUUUAUAAGAAUUAAUGCUUGCUGCUUGAAAGAUACUGUUAAGCACAGACUAGGAGAAAAUCAUUGCAAAUCAAAUACUGUAUAAAGAAGUCUCAAAACUCAGCCAUAACGGGCAACCCAGUUUAAAAAUAGGCAAAAGAUUUUUACAAACAGGUUAGCAAAGACUGAACUUGGCAAGUCAGCGCCAUUUGUCAUGAAGGAAAUGCCGGUGAAAACCACACCCGUGAAGUGAAGUGGCCUGCCUUCCAAACCCUGGUGGUUCUCAGCCUCGGCCUCCGAGACAGAGUAGAGCAGCAGGGCUCCGUUAUCUUUGGAAAGUGGCUUGCGGGUUCCUAGAAAGGUUAGUGGGCACUCACCUGGCAAGCCCACUGUGUCCACCCAAGAGAAGCGAAGAUGUGUGUUAGCAGAAAGCGAGUACACAGGGCUUUCCUGGCUGGCUGCCUGCAUAACUGGCGCUAAGGGAGAUGAGUUGGGUCAUGCCCGCACCGCGGGGUACACGGGGCAGCAGCACGUGGGCAACCAGACUGCAAGCUGCGAAAUUCCACUUCUAGGGGCAGAAGGGGGACCCGUGGGGCCCUAUUUAGUGCCUUGGGAAGGAGAACCUGUUUUAAGUCUUAGCUAAGAGGGCCGGGGAUUUAGCUCAGUGGUUCCGCUGCCUGCCUCGCAAGCGCAAGGACCCGAGUUCGAUCUCCGGUACCAAAAAAAAGUCUUAGCCAAGAGUUGCCACAUGCAAGUGAUUCCCGUUAACUGAUAUUUUAGUGGUUUGUAUGUUAUCUUAUGAAAAUCCUCGAUGUUUUAAAAAUCACCUUAAAACACUGAAGCACUUCACUAGCUAUGAAAUGAGCAUCGAGACUGCAGACUUCCAACUUACAAAGUGCUGACCAUGCAGACUCUAGUGUGUACUCGACUAGAGAAAUUGAACUGGACUAAAUUGUACUAAAUUUAAACAUUUCUGCUUUCUGCUUCAAAGUUAGACCCGUAAAGUUCUGUUGCAUUUGCAUUUGUCCCAGUCUUGAAGGGAACUUGAAAUGUGCAGUCACUGCUUGAAAGUCUCGUGCCCCACGGUAGAGGACCCUCCCUCUGAACGGUGUCCACUCUGAAGCUCCAGGGCUAAGGCCUGUGUUCCCAUACUGUCGCAGGACUUCCAGUAGUGAGCAUUGUACCUUUGUAACUAGUGUCGCCACGGAAUUGGGCCAAGGCUAGGGCUUUUCCCCUGGAGCUGACAGAAGGAGAGGUUAGGGUUCACAGAGUAGCCUUGAGAAGAUCUUGUUUUGGAGAGGCGUGGGUUUGUAGCUGAUUCUGCACCGAGGUCUUAGGAGUGCCCCACAGGGUAGCUCUGGGUGGCAGAUCACCCAAUGUGGCUGUCAGGAAAUGCGCCCACGUAGCCGCCUCCCUGGUGACUCUGGCAGGGUGUCACCUUACAGUCAAGGACUUGAAGCUCUGUUCUGAAGCAGGGAAGUGGAGCUGGGGCAGUACCCGGCGGCUGGCCCUGAGGCCUUCCCUGGCUGCAGGAGCACCAAUGCGCUCCCUAACACUGCAGUACUGAGCCCUCCAGAGCACACUUUGUCAGUCUCUGGGCUAUCGAGAAGCUCUGUGGACCCCACGCCCCUCUUUUUUUUUUUUUUUGGUACCGGGGAUUGAACUCUCCACUUCACUCUUAAAGUCAUGUUUUAUAAGACUCAUGGAUUUCUAUGGAACAUUAAAGAAUUUUGUUUUUGGUAUCAGGUUUCGAACUCGGGACUUUGCGCUUGCGAGGCAGGCAGCAGAACCACUGAGCUAAAUCCCCAGCCCACAUUAAUGAGUUUUAUAUUUGAGUUUUCUUCGCUCUUGAAGCACUUAUGUGUGCUCAAAAAGUGCGAGUCUGGAGAGGAGGUUGGUUGGAAUCCAGGGAACCUUGCAGGACCGAGGGUGCCGGGUCACAGGCGUGAGACAGACGCUGUGAGUAGAGAGCACACCUCAGCCUUUUGUCAUCCCCUUUCCGACCCCGUGAAGAGGAGGGUCAUCGCAGGCCUGAGCUCAGCCUGGGCCACCUAGGCAUGUAGUGAGACCCUCUCUCAGAACCUGGAAGGGCGGGGAUCACUGCAGAGGUAGCCCAGGGCAGACGCCUGGGUUCAACCCCAGCACAAAGAAUGUUUCAGCUUGCUUAAAAUACUGUACCUGUGCAUCACAUCAGCAUCUCUUACGUGUAUCUGGUUUUAAAUUUUACAUGCAAGUAAACGAGUGUUCUUGUCCUUCAAGUAAAGGAAGUGUAUGGCGUAAGCAGGGUGAAGUGCCCUGCUUUCCCACUUGCUCUGCUUCUGUACCCUGAGGUGCCCUGGCUCCUGCCUGGGGCCCGGCAGUGAGGCCUGCAGUACGAUGCUCAGACACCGGCACCCGGGACAGCAGACCCAGGGGAGCUGGGGCGGCCGCAGUCACACAGCGGAGCAGUGUGACAGGUGAGCCCGGCUGGCCACUGGUGCAGGAUGCCACGGGCUGGCUGAGCCUCCUCCUGGCCUACAAAGCUCAUGGGAGGCUGAGGUCAGCCACAGCUGCCUUCACUGGCCACCCCUGCAGGCGCUUCUCGGCUUCCUGACCCUGAGUAACCUUUACCGCCUGCCCUGCACCCUGAGACCAUCUCAGCCCCUCUCCAUUAGGGUUCCCGCACUCAUCAGACUGGUGUUGCCGGCCCUGGCUGGGACAGGGACACCCAGCACUCUGCAUACGGGGCCUCAGGUACCCGGCCGUGAGGACAAGGUUCGCGAUCAUAGCCCGUGGUGAUGGUGCCGCCCUCGGUGGCCGGCUCUCUGCUUGGGCAGGGGACAGGGUGGGGACCUCAGGGGAGAGCAGGGUCCUGGGGCCCCUUGGUAGAGUUGCCUGCACCUGCUGACACGGAGCCCAGGACCCUCAGCGAGGGCCCGCCAUGUCUGGGGUCACCGGGUGUGUGGCAGUGCUGGUGACCACCCGAGUGCACAGGCGGGACUUGAGAGCAGGGGCUGCGCUGAUGACGCUUGCUUGGGCAGCAUCGGGUUCAGAAGUCACCAGGGGCAUCAGAUGAAUUGUGGUUUGGAGAAGAAAUGUUAAUAAAGUAAGUCUGAGAAGCUCACGUUCAUUCUCACUGCCUUUGUUGUUACGGGAGGGAACAUUUCUCUGUGAAACAGCAAAACCUUGCUUCUGAGCAGAUCUUUGAUGGAGCCAGGAUGGUGGAAAUAUCCUCAAACAUGACUCAAAGACUUGCUUCCAGACUCGUAGGGCAAAUUCUUCAUGCCUGUCAGCCCCACUCCUGGACCCGACAGUUUUGGACUUUGAGAGUGCUCUCUAGUCCCGUUCCUGGGGGUGAACCAUGGAUCUUGUGUGAAGCAAGCACUGGUGACCCAAGCGCUGGGUGACUUUGGACGCAGAGAGUUAGUUAUUCUGGUGUGAGUGGGGAUUCAGCCUGGCACGCAGCAAUGGUCGGGGUUCUCCGCAUCGAAGAAGCUGCAGAGGCCUGGGCUCCGUUCAGGUGCCCGGACCACCCAUUGUGAAGCAGCGCUGCUGAGAAAGCCCGGCCUCUUCCACGAGAACUGUGCGCGCUGGAAGCAAGAGGCUGGCUUGGAUCUCAGCGCCGGAACUGGGGCGUGAGAGGCGCCUCAUUCCACCUGCGGUGGUUUCAGAACUUCCUGUAUGGCCUCUUGCUUGACUCAUGGCCAUCCUGAUAAAAGAGGGCGAGAAGAGAAGUAGAGGCUGCUUCUUGGACCUCGCUUCUGACCUUCCCAGGGCUUCCUGAUGCGGUUCGUGCUUUGGCUGUGCAGGCGAUUCACUUCAAAAACCGUGCUGUAGAAAACCUCUCAGUAAUCGGGACACCCCAGCCCUCCUCUGCACUGGGGUUUUCUCAGACGGUCAGCAUGUCCCUUUUCCUCCUUUGUUCGCAGUUUGGUCUUUUUAUCCUGCCUGCAGUGAGCUUUGUAAUGUGCACUGCACCCCUAGCCUGGAAAGAGCCUGGUUCAGCCGCCCGCUGCAGACCACAGACUCCCACCCUCAGCGCUCGAUGAGAUAUCUGGAGCCUGGGCGUGAUCCUGUUCAUGCUGGUGUGUGGGCAGCCGCCCUUCCAAGAGGCCAACGACAGCGAGACGCUGACCAUGAUCAUGGACUGCAAGUACACGGUGCCAGCCCACGUGUCGAAAGAGUGUAAAGACCUGAUCACCCGGAUGCUGCAGAGAGAUCCCAAGAGAAGGGCCUCUUUAGAAGAGAUUGAAAACCAUGCUUGGCUCCAGGGGGUGGAUCCUUCACCGGCCAUGAAGUACAACAUCCCCCUCGUGUCCUACAAGAACCUCUCGGAAGAGGAGCACAACAGCAUCAUCCAGCGCAUGGUGCUCGGGGACAUUGCCGAUCGCGAUGCCAUUGUAGAAGCCCUGGAAACCAACAGGUACAACCACAUCACAGCCACCUAUUUCCUGCUGGCUGAGAGGAUCCUGAGGGAGAAGCAGGAGAAGGAAAUACAGACGCGGUCAGCGAGCCCGAGCAACAUUAAGGCCCAGUUUAGGCAGUCGUGGCCAACCAAGAUCGAUGUGCCCCAGGACCUGGAGGACGACCUCACAGCCACGCCUCUGUCCCACGCAGCUGUCCCUCCGUCUCCGGCUCGGGCCACCGACAGCGUCCUCAAUGGCCACAGGAGCAAAGGCCUGUGUGAGUCGGCCAAGAAGGAGGAGCUCCCCGAGCUGGCAGGACCCGCCCUCUCCACAGUGCCUCCCUCGAGCUUGAAACCCGCGGUCAGCGGGCGGAAGUGUCUCUUCAGGGUGGAGGAGGACGAGGAGGAAGAGGAGGAGGACAGGAAGCCCAUGUCCCUGUCCACACAAGUGGUUCUGCGGCGGAAGCCGUCUGUGACCAACCGCCUGACGUCCAGGAAGAGCGCGCCCGUCCUCAACCAGAUCUUCGAGGAGGGGGAGUCCGACGACGAGUUCGACAUGGACGAGAACCUGCCCCCGAAGCUGAGCAGGCUGAAGAUGAACAUCGCCUCCCCGGGCACUGUGCACAAGCGCUACCACCGGAGGAAGAGCCAGGCCCGGGGCUCCAGCUGCAGUAGCUCCGAGACCAGCGACGAUGACUCCGAGGGCCGACGGCGCCUGGACAAGGACAGCGGCUUCCCCUACUCCUGGCACCGGCGGGACAGCAGCGAGGGGCCCCCGGGCAGCGGGGGCGACGGCGGAGGCCAGAGCAAGCCGGGCCCCGGCAGCAGCGGCGCGGAGCAGGCCGGCCCGGGGGACAGGAGCACGGGCGGGGGCAGCCCCUCGGGGGGCACGGGCGGCACCCCGGGCGGCACCUCAGGCUCCACGCGCCGCUGCGCUCCGGGGCCUCCCAGCGCCGUGCAGCUGGCCGCACGCAGCGCCGGGGAGCUCGUGGAGAGCCUCAAACUCGUGGGCCUGUGCCUGGGCUCCCAGCUGCAGGGCGGCGCCAAGCACAUCAUGGACCCGCAGCGGGCGCGGGCGCUGGCGCUGUCCAGCGUGAAGGUGCAGGAGAAGUCCUCGUGGAAGAUGUGUGUGGGCUCCGCCGUGGGCGCCGGCCCGGCCCCGGCUGUGGGUGGCAUCCAGUUCUUCUCCGAGCACGUGGCCGGGGCCACCGCCGAACUAGACCGUAUAAAGAGCAAGAAGCUGAAAAGCAGCGUGCUGCAGCUGCCUCUGUGUGAAAGGACCAUCUCCGUGAACAUCGGGCGGAGCCCCAAGGAGGGCCUGCUGUGCGCCUCCAGCCCCGCCAGCUGCUGCCACGUCAUCUGAGCCGCCCCGCCCCGCCCCGCGACCGCGCAUGGUCUCUGCAUGCUGCUAGGCCCGCUUCUUUCCGGCCGCAAAGUCUGUGUGUCAUUUCUACCGUCAUAAUUCUAAUGUGGAUGAUCGGGAUGAAAUUAAAUUGUACGUUUGGAACCUAAUGUAAAUGGAGCACUUAGAAAUUUGAUGUUCUGCACUUAACCUAGAGAGAGAGAAAUGCAUUUGUUUCUUGUGCACAAUCUAAGUUCCUGUCCUGACCUUCUGUGAUCCAGUAACUCCGUGCUCUGAGGCGCCAGCGGUGCCCGAGACAGAACCAAAGCAAUAAUGCGGCGUGGCCCUGCCGCCCACAGCCCGGCGGAGCCGAGGACGGCAAGCGUCUGCACUGAGAACCCUGAACUGCGACCCCAAAUGCCCGCACCUGUGUCUUACGCUAGACUGUGAAACAGGAAGCUUGGGCUCUCACAGGUCACCGAACAGGAUUCUCCCACUUUCCUAGAGGUGAGGGGGAAGACAGCUUUCUGAAGCAGCUUCCCCACGGUGCCCGGCGCUCGCAGACAGUCCCAUGCUACGAUGAGGUGAGUGCCUGACUGUCCGUCCGUCCAGCGGAGCACAGGCUGCCCGUGGGCAGCGCUUGCAGGGCUGCGUGGGGCCCGCCGCUGGCAUCCUCAAAACCAAGCGGACGGAGGCAGCGGCAGCGGCAGGCCCUGCUCGGCAGAGCGCAACAGAUGCCGGCCGAGUCUCACGUCUGUGGUGCACACCAAACUUCCUGGGAUUUGUUUCCUAGGAGUUUGCUAAUAGCUUAUCUCUUGUUAUUUCCAUUUCAUUCCAUCCUUUAGCUCAGCUAGCUAUGAAAAUUGGCUGAUCAGAAAUACAGAUAAAAAGGUAAAAUUCACUCAGCAGUCAAAGAUGUGCAAAGCCUUCUUUGUAGCUGUUCCCCUGUAUUUUGUUUUGCCUUCCUGCCAGAAAACAAUCAGAGGACUCUGGCUUUAACCUGUCCGAACACAGAGACACUUUAGACCAGAUAAUCAUCUCAUGGCAGUUCAUCUUGCAGGAUGCGAUUGAUCGCAGAUUGUGAAUUUCGCAAGGACAGAUGCUGUUUUCUCAUGCUGUGCCCUGGGGGCUUGAAAGCAGUGUUCAGCAACCUUCAGGUGGGCUGUGGCCGGCCCCGGGCCCCUCCUCACUCUGGCUCCAUCACGGCUCGCCUCGGAGUGACGAGCUCGACUCAGAGCAGCAGAGCAUGGAAGAGCUGCAGCGGGCAGCCUCGGUGUCCGCAGCACACUGCUCGGCGGCACAGGGCUGGUGAGCGCAUCAUACUCAGAACUCGACUCGCACAGUGUACCUAACCGUAUAAGUACAGAUGAUACUUAGAUCCUCACUUUACUUUGUAGGCCUAGGUAGCUAGAUACGUCUUAAGCUACAGCUCUAGUUCAUUGUGAUAUUUAUACCGAAAGCUAUGAGAAUAGAUGUGUGGGUGAAGCCAUAGAACAUAUUUGCUUGAAAUUCUUGAGCAGGGAUCUUUAAAGGGCCAGAAAUAAGAUGUGUGGUUCACGUAGAUAGUGAGCGUAACAUCUGUAUUAAACGUAGGAGAGAGGUUUCUAAAGGGCAUUGGCAAUAAACUCUUUGUUGCAGCUGUUUUCCAAGUCCUGUAAAUACUUUUCCUGUGAUUGUGCAUAGCCUUGGAAUGGCACCUUUUAACUAACCCACCUGUGUUUGGUUUUCAGUGGUUUUUAUAUUCAGAUGUAUAUAUGGUGCUCACUUUAGGAUCAGCAGUGUUGACCAUUUAUGCUGCAGAGCUGUAUCAUAGCCUUAUUAGUUGUGUGUGGUUGGUUGGCCCUCUGGGCCACACAUCUGUCUGAGUGGUGUCUCAGCCGUCCGUAAGUGAAUUGACGGUGCAUGUGUCGUAUGUCGUCGUGCGUCAGCUGUAAGGGAGGGGGCGGAACACCAUUACAUUGAGAUACUCUUGGACCAAACUCCUUAGCCUGCUCCACAGCCACUUGUACCCUAACCUCUGUCUUCAGAAGUUGCAUAGAGUUACAGUAGUGCAUAAUUAAAUAUUGUGGAAAACAGUCUUGUAUUUUUCUGUAUGUGUGUAUAUAUAUAAUUAUGUACUUCUGACAAUUCUGUAUGUAUUUAAAGUAGUGACAAUCUUGACACCAAUUCUAAGAAUAGCUGUGAGCCUGGACUGAAUUAACGAUGUCCUGCAGAAUUGAUGUGUGUUCCGAGGGCACACAGUUAUCAGCUGAUUCGCUCAGUUGCUUCCAUUUCUGGCGGACUUUCCUCGUUGUGUAAACAUUUACAGGUCUGUGACAAAUGGAGAAUAAUCCCAAUAAUAAAGUGACAUUGGUGUUCAGCAGUAGAA